AUGGCCAACAUCUACGCGCCAUGUAUCUGCAUUCGGCUCCCGCUCUGGGCGUGUUUCCUCAUCCAGCUCUGUAAUUUUGCUGCAGCUUCAGCUUCAACGGAUACAAUUAUAGAAGGGCAAAGACUUGGUCAUUCACAGACCCUCACAUCCUCUGGUCAGGUAUUCGAGCUGCAAUUUUUCUUUCUGCAAAACUCCACCAAUUCGUAUCUCGGAAUCUGGUAUAAAAAGAUCGAACCGAGAACCUUUGUUUGGGUGGGAAACAGGGUUCAACCACUCAAGGGCUCCUCCCCCUAUCUUACCUUGAAGCAAGGAAACCUUGUGAUCAUUGAUGAUAGAAUCACCUACAGCAGCUUUGAUGAUCCUACCGACACUUUCCUCCCUGGUAUGAAACUUGGGAUGGAUAAAAGGACCGGAAAAGUUUGGUCACUUACUGCCUGGGAGAAGGAGAAUGAUCCGAGUCCUGGAACUGUGUCCCUGAGGUUAAGCUCUCCAAGAUUAGAUGAACUUAUCAUCCUGAAGGGGAAUCAAACUUACUGGUCUCGUGGCUCCUUGCCGGAGAUGAGAUGGAACUAUAUCUACUAUAUCAGUUUCAUUACCAAUGAAAAUGUAUCCUACUUAACCUAUUCGAUGAAUGAUACUUUGGUUCUAAUAGCUGCAGAAACUACAGCAAACCUACUUGCCAGUGCUUGGAAGGUUUCAGUCCCUCAGACUCCAAGCCCUGGGAACAAGACAAUACCUCUGGUGGGUGCACGAGGAAAGUACCUCUGCAGUGAGAUGAAAGCAGCUCAGUCAAAGGCAAGGAAGACGGUUUCUUGA
Messenger RNA from Punica granatum (pomegranate), 816 nucleotides. Lineage: Eukaryota; Viridiplantae; Streptophyta; Magnoliopsida; Myrtales; Lythraceae. The record is from RefSeq and is a predicted model, not a curated record.